Messenger RNA from Microdochium trichocladiopsis, 1793 nucleotides. RefSeq names its product high-affinity glucose transporter ght2. The transcript is spliced from 4 exons. Gene Ontology annotation, molecular function: carbohydrate:proton symporter activity. Gene Ontology annotation, biological process: transmembrane transport; carbohydrate transport. Gene Ontology annotation, cellular component: membrane. The coding region runs from base 14 to 1672 and encodes 552 amino acids. NCBI's taxonomy places the organism in Eukaryota, Fungi, Ascomycota, Sordariomycetes, Xylariales, Microdochiaceae. The record is from RefSeq and is a predicted model, not a curated record.
CUCCUUCGUCACCAUGGGGCUCGGCAAGAUAUCCAUCCGCGUCAACGGCGCCGACUGCGGCGCCGAGGCGAUCCUCCUCGGAGCCAUGACCUCCAUCGGCGGCUUCCUUUUCGGUUACGACACGGGUCAGAUCUCUGGCAUGCUGCUCUUCACCGACUUCGUCAACCGCUUUGCCCAGCAACAACCCGACGGCUCAAUGAGCUGGGACCCUAUUAUCAAGUCCCUCCUCGUCUCACUGAUGAGCAUUGGUACCCUCAUUGGUGCGCUCUCUGGCGCUUACACCGCGGACUGGUGGGGACGCCGCAAGAGCCUGACCUUUGGUGUCAUCAUCUUCAUCAUCGGCAACACCAUCCAAAUCACCGCCAUGAACUCGUGGAUCCAUAUGAUGAUGGGCCGCUUCGUUGCCGGUCUAGGUGUUGGCAACCUCUCGGUCGGUGUGCCAAUGUUCCAGUCUGAGUGUUCCCCUCGCGAGAUCCGCGGUGCUGUUGUCGCCUCCUACCAGCUCAUGAUCACCAUCGGCAUCCUGAUCGCCAACAUCAUCAACUACGGUGUUCGUGAAAUCCAAGAUGACAGUGCUUCUUGGCGCAUCGUCAUCGGUCUUGGUAUCGCCUUCUCUCUGCCUCUGGGCUUGGGUAUCCUUUUCGUACCGGAAUCUCCCCGCUUCCUGGCUGGCCGCGGCGACUGGGACGGCGCUCGAUCCUCCAUGGCCCGCCUUCGUGGCCUGAAGAAUGAUCCACACCAUGCCCUCGUCGAGAACGACUUUCAGGAGAUGUACGCCAUCGUCGAGAAGGAAUCCCGUGCCGGCGUCGGGUCUUGGCUCGAGUGCUUCACGGGCAGACCGUCAAACAUUCCCAAGCUGCGCUACCGCACGCUGCUCGGCUUUGCCAUCCACUUCCUCCAGCAGUGGACUGGUGUCAACUAUUUCUUCUACUAUGGCGCCACCAUUUUCGAGUCUGCUGGUAUCGAAGACCCCAUUCUCACCCAGCUGAUUCUCGGUGCCGUCAACGUGGCCAUGACCUUCCCCGGCCUGUACAUUGUUGAAAAGUUUGGUCGCCGCUGGCCUCUGUUCCUGGGAGCCCUGUGGCAGACUGCCUGGCUGGCAGUGUUUGCUGCAGUCGGUACCGCUGUUCCACCUGACACGAGCGCCACCACCGGUAUUGUUAUGAUUGUCUCUGCCUGCAUGUUCAUCGCGUCUUUUGCCAUGACCUGGGGACCUUUCGCCUGGGUCGUGAUUGGUGAAACAUUCCCUCUUCGCACGCGUGCGAAGCAGGCGUCACUCGCCACGGCUGGAAACUGGCUCGGAAAUUUCAUGCUCAGCUUCCUCACUCCUCUGGCCGACAGUGGCAUCAGCUACGCGUACGGCUUCGUGUUUGUUGGUACAAAUCUCACUGCAGCUCUGCUCGUAUGGUUCUUUCUAUACGAGUCUGUCGGCCUCAGUCUCGAGCACGUCGACAUGAUGUACAGCGACCCCAAGAUCGGCCCGAUGAGCUCGAGCAAGUGGGUUCCUGAAGGCUGGACCUCGCGCAAAGAGAAACGCCGCGAUUCGUUCAACAAUGGCUCCCCCAAUGGCCGUGCCAGCGACUCGACAGCAUUUGACGCUGAGGCGAAUUCGCAGGCCGUGGAGAAGAAUCAGCAAGAGAGCCCCUCGGCGCUGUUCCGCGAGAAUGCCUAGGCGAAUGCAAUGUAUGCGAUGAAACACGAUCGAUUUACCAUGGGUAUAUACUUCUAGGAGCAGUGCUCUUCUUGUAUACUAGCUUUGCAUCAGCGAAAUGCUAUUCUUGGAUACCACAUUU